Messenger RNA from Beauveria bassiana ARSEF 2860, 2136 nucleotides. RefSeq lists its product as uncharacterized. Lineage: Eukaryota; Fungi; Ascomycota; Sordariomycetes; Hypocreales; Cordycipitaceae. The transcript has a single exon. The coding region runs from base 1 to 2136 and encodes 711 amino acids. The record is from RefSeq and is a predicted model, not a curated record.
AUGAAUUGCUCAGAUACAACCAUACAGGCCCCCGCCUGGGCCACCCAAACAACAGAAGAGGAUGACCUCGAUGAGCCUCCCGAGUUAAGACUUCACCACCCUCAACCUCAGCAGUUUCACAGAUCUGCCAUUCGCCGACCUUCCGAGCAACCUUCCCUCCUCACAAAGGCAUUCAAGGAGCAGGACCACGAUGAUUUUCGCGAGCCUCCGCGCUCUAUCCUCACCACCGGCGGCCAGCGUCGUCGCUCCAUGGCCAGUACUGUCAGCAUCGCCUCUACUGCCGACCUCACCAGCGACACUGGCAUGACCAGUCCUUCUCGCACGAACACGCCCAGCCCGCCCAUUCCUGAAAUGGCCAUGCUUCGCCUCAACCGUCAUGGUUUCCGCAUUAGCCCCAAUGCUAUCGCGCAUAGCCAAACCACUGAGGGACAGGUUCAGGAAACGCCAAAGGAAGCCCCUCGCAAACGCUGCAUCCAAUUUGCCUGUGCCGCCAAGCCCCAACCGAAUGCUGCCAACACAGUCGCCGCUGAAAAGGUUACCGUGGCACAGGAGCCCCGACGCCCAUGCAUCCGCUUUGCCUGCCCGCCUCGCCCUGCAGAGACUCAGCAAACACCCCCCAGACCUUCAGAUUCUACUCUUGCACCCACAUCACGUCCUGUUGCCGAGUCACCGUCCACUCCAAAGAAGAUCUCGGCUCUCUCGGCUGCCCUGGCUGCUAGUCCAGUUACUGUUCAACGUCUUUCCAACAUACCUCAGGCCAGCAGGCCUAAAUUUCUCCGCGCCAACUCAACGGACCUUGUCAAGGACUCUUCUCAGUUUCAUGAGUUUGCCAGUGGCAUCUCCCGUGAAGACGAUUGGAUCCGCCAGGACAACAAUUCCAAUAUCCAGACCAAGCUCACCAUCAAUGACACUCUUCUCAAGGAAAUCAGAUUUCGACGUCUUGCUGAUGAGGCCGAAGAGGAAGCUCUCUUGGAGGAAGAAGAAGACAAGAACAAUGACCCCCAGGAUGAGGACGACGAGGAUGACGAGGACGACCUAGAUGUUGAAGACGAGGAUGAGGACGAUGAAGACGAGGAAGAGGCUGAGGACGAGGAUGAUGUGGAUCUCAAUCACUGCGACGGCUACUCCACUGACGAGGAAACUGGCUUCGCUGACUCUGACGAUGAUGAAGAGGAUGAGAAUAUGAUUUUAUGGACUCCUAGUCACGGCAAUGUCGUCAGUAACAUUCCCAGCACUCUCCUCGCCCGCCGCCCAUCAGCUGCUUCCCAACUCUCGGAUUGCUCGACCAUCUCGAAUCACAGCCGCAAGGCCGCCCGACGCUCCAAGCCUCGCAAUAUUCAUCUGGACCAUGACGCCCAUGAUUUGCCCGAUAGCACUGAUUUCGUGUGUGGCACUUUAGAUGAGGAUCGACCAAUAGAAGAGGCUUACUUGACUUGCCUCGCUGCUCGCCGAAAUGAAAAGCUGCGCAUCAUUCCUCAGGACAUCGACCCUAGUUUUCCAACAUCAGAUCCCGAGCACGACGAUGACGAUGAUGAUCGUCGCAAUGGCAGCGAAGAAGAUUCUUGGAUGCCGGCCAAGAUGGAUGGCAUCCAUGACGAGGACAGAUCUCGUCGCCGCAGGAAGAGUGAGCAGGCGUCGCCUCGCAAAUAUCACUCCCCGCCGCCCAAGCGACGCCUGUCGCCAGCUCCUAAGAUCCGUGCUCGGUCACCCAAACCUCUUUUCGAUCGUCGUUCGCCCCGUCGCUUGCGUUCCCCUGCCCCUCGUGCCCUCACCACACCGCUUCAAUCUCCUCAUCAGGACGAGCCUGCCCAGUUCAGGCUUGCGGGACGCCCUGACGUGACACAUACCAAGUCGCUUCCGAGGCCUACUGCUCUGUUCCGCAUGAAGGCACAACGUGCGCCCAAACGACAGGAUGAUGAGAUACACGUUCGUGGUGCGGUUGAUAUUGUCAAAGGUCUUGAAAAGAAGCGUCAGAGGCGCAAGGACAAGUUCAAUCAGAAAUAUUGCAACAAGGCCCGGCGUGGCCAGAUCCCUGAGCGGAAGACGCAACCCGGCCAAGGAGCUGAGCGCAUGAAGGAACUCGGCUUGCUCAUGGCGGGUAAGAAGGACCCCGGUAACUAUGUGCUCUCUGUCUAG